Daucus carota subsp. sativus is the source of this 1575-nucleotide messenger RNA. Its product is annotated as cell division protein FtsY homolog, chloroplastic. The record is from RefSeq and is a predicted model, not a curated record. The coding region runs from base 96 to 1178 and encodes 360 amino acids. The transcript is spliced from 12 exons. Gene Ontology annotation, cellular component: membrane. Gene Ontology annotation, molecular function: signal recognition particle binding; ATP hydrolysis activity; GTPase activity. Gene Ontology annotation, biological process: SRP-dependent cotranslational protein targeting to membrane. Lineage: Eukaryota; Viridiplantae; Streptophyta; Magnoliopsida; Apiales; Apiaceae.
UCACAAGUACGACGUCGUUUGAACAGACUUCUAUCUAAUCCAACCAGCCAAGAUUCCCUACAGGACUUCCCCUGUUUAGAGAGAGAAACACAAAAAUGGCAACCAUGCUCACUCACACUCUCUCUCUACAGCUUCCCUCCAAAUUCCCACCUUUUUCUCCCCUAAUUCUACACUCCAACUGCCCUUCCCGGUUCAGAUGUCAAGCGGGUCAGACCGGGUUCUUCACAAAACUGGGCCGGUUAAUCAAAGAAAAGGCCAAGAGUGAUGUGGACAAAAUCUUCUCAGGGUUCACAAAGACUAGAGAGAACCUAGCUGUUAUUGAUGAGCUUCUUCUUUACUGGAAUCUCUCUGAUACUGAUAGAGUUCUUGAUGAGUUGGAAGAGGCAUUGCUGGUUUCUGACUUUGGUCCAAAGAUCACUAUAAAGAUUGUAGAGAGCUUGAGGGAUGAUAUAUAUGCUGGUAAGCUCAAAUCAGGAAGCGAGAUUAAGGAUGCUUUAAAGAAGAGUGUGCUAGAUUUGCUGAUGAGUAAAGGUCUUAAAACAGAGCUUCAGCUUGGAUUUAGGAAACCAGCUGUAAUCAUGAUAGUUGGUGUCAAUGGAGGUGGAAAGACAACAUCUCUUGGAAAGCUGGCCAAUAGAUUAAAAAAGGAGGGGGCCAAGAUAUUGAUGGCUGCUGGUGAUACAUUUAGAGCAGCUGCUAGUGAUCAAUUAGAGAUCUGGGCUGAGAGGACCGGGUGUGAGAUUGUUGUUGCUGAAAAAGAGAAGGCCAAAGCAUCAUCUGUUCUUUCACAGGCUGUUAAGAAAGGGAAAGAAGGAGGCUUUGACAUUGUCUUGUGUGACACCUCCGGUCGUCUGCAUACCAAUUACAGCCUCAUGGAAGAACUGAUUUCUUGCAAGAAAGUUAUUUCUAAAGUUGUUGCAGGUGCACCUAAUGAGAUUCUGCUUGUUUUGGACGGAACAACAGGGUUGAAUAUGCUUCCACAGGCCAGAGAGUUCAAUGAGGUUGUUGGGGUAACUGGUUUCAUCUUGACAAAGCUUGAUGGUUCUGCUAGAGGAGGCUGCGUGGUUAGUGUGGUUGACGAACUUGGCAUUCCUGUGAAGUUUGUUGGAGUUGGUGAAGGUGUAGAUGACCUCCAACCCUUUGAUGCAGAAGCAUUUGUGGAUGCAAUAUUUUCGUGAGUAUGAAAAAGAACAAAUUCUGGCAAGCGGAAUGGAGCAUCGUAGUAGGAAUACAAAUCACAGCAGAAUCCAUGUGCAAGGUCAGCCUGGAAUUUCAAAGGUGGAACAAAUUAUCACCUGAAGACGAGCUGGAGUUCAUAUUUGCAUAUAUUCUAUAAAUAUAUAUUAGAUUCUCACUCCUUUUAUUUGUUGAUGUUAUCAUACUUAGCAAGAUGUAGAGUAAUGUGUAUUAUGUCAAAUAUAGAUAGGUAGAUAUGAAACAGGCAGCAAUUAGGUCAGAACUUAUUUUUUGUCAAGGCAACUGGAUGUGAAAGCACUGAGAACUGGAUGAAAAUGAGGACUUAUUUUGGGAAGAAAAUUCACAUUUGCAUAAUACUUUUUGAUAUUAUGUUUUUAA